CCUUAUCCAAGGGAAUGUACUCCAAUAAAUCAUAAGUGUGAAAAUGGCUGCCAGAAGGGCCGUUGGGGUUGUUUCGGACCAGGUCAAACGAAAGACAUUCUUACGGCGGAAUAUCCCAGCUGGAAAAGCAACACCAGCACCACCACUGGGCCCAGAGCUUGGUCAGAUGCAAGUUCAGAUUGCAGCCUUUUGCAAAGAUUUCAAUGAAAAAACAGCCCACCUGAAACCAGGUAUCCCGAUACCUACAGAAGUCAAUGUCAAUCCUGAUAGAAGCUUCAACAUCGCAUUUCUGAAGCCACCAGUGAGCUACUUCUUACUGCAGGCAGCGGGGAGCCAGAAAGGUGCCACAAAGCCAGGUCAACAAACAUGUGGAAUUAUUACACUGAAGCAUGUUUAUGAAAUUGCAAAAAUAAAAAGUGAAGAUCCUGCUUUUGCCACCUACACUUUGGAGCAAGUCUGUAAUUCAAUCAUAGGUCAAGCUCAUGGAAUUGGAAUUAAGGUUGUAAAUAAUAUAAGUGAGCCGCUGGAUGUGGAAGAAUUGAGAGAGUUCAAAGUGCAAAGAGCUCUGGAAGUUGAGGAGGAAGAGAAAGAACUUGAAGAGCUGCGAUUGUCGAAGAUGUUGAGAUUGUAAUGUUUGUUUUAAGAUAAGUUUGUUGUGAUAUAGGUGUGCUUGCGUAUGUUGAAACUUCUGUGAAUGAAAUAGGCAAUGAGUGUCAGGGAUAUUGUUGUUUUUAAUAUUUCAUUUUUACCUCCAGAAUGAGAUAAGGAUGUGUCUGUAUGUUCUAGAAAUGCUGUGUGAAUUGGAGGGGAAAUGGCAUGACAGUGUUUUAAAAAAGAGUCGAUGUGUGAAAAUGAAUCAAAGAUGAAGAAUUUACAGAAUGGUAUUUCAUGAAUUCAUUUAUGUAGACUACUUUAUAAAAACAUAGUCCUAUUUGCUUUCUCUGAAUGUUUUUCUGUGAAUGUAAGGGAAAAUAGAUAUAGACAUCUAUUUCAUGGAAGCAAAUUCAAUCUUUAGGAAAAAUAUGGACAAUUUUUCUGCUUUCACAGAUAUCCUAGUUUAGCAUUUUUGUGCUAAGUUGACAAAUAAUUGACUAGGGCAAAAAGUUCUGCUGAGUUGUUACUGUCUGGUUUUGAGUGAAUCUAUUGCCUACACAUGGACAAUAAAAAGUGAUUGCAGUUGUGUAACUGUAAGUUUCUCUGUUUUUAAGCCUCAUCGUUUGUGUGAAUAUUUAUUACUUGUCAAAUAAUGCAUGUUGGUGUUCUUCAGGUUCUAACAUAUAUUUAAAUGCAUUGCAUUUGUAAAAGUAAAAACACAUAAAUUAAAAUUUAAUAAACAAAGAGCUAUAAAGAU
Aplysia californica (California sea hare) is the source of this 1351-nucleotide messenger RNA. Its product is annotated as 39S ribosomal protein L11, mitochondrial. Bases 44 to 631 code for a protein of 195 amino acids. Gene Ontology annotation, biological process: translation. The transcript is spliced from 5 exons. The record is from RefSeq and is a predicted model, not a curated record. Gene Ontology annotation, cellular component: ribosome; mitochondrial large ribosomal subunit. Gene Ontology annotation, molecular function: structural constituent of ribosome; large ribosomal subunit rRNA binding. NCBI's taxonomy places the organism in Eukaryota, Metazoa, Mollusca, Gastropoda, Aplysiida, Aplysiidae.